UCUUCUCAAAGCAGGGAGGAGAGCGUUUCCCAGCUGGCACGGGCCCCAGGAGCAGUGGCCGUGGGAAGCAGAGUGCUGCCGGUCAUCAGCCAUGGCCUGGACUUCCGUCCUGCUCAUGCUGGUGGCCCACCUGGCAGGUUGUGGCCCUCAGCCCACGCUGCAUCAGCCACCGUCUGCCUCUUCCUCGCUUGGAACCACCAUCCGCCUCUCCUGUGCCCUGAGCAGCAACCAUAACAUCAACAUUUACAGCAUUUACUGGUACCAGCAGCAUCCAGGCCACCCUCCCAGGUUCCUGCUGAGAUAUUUCUCACGCUCAGACAAGCACCAGGGUCCCAAGAUACCCCCUCGCUUCUCCGGAUCCAAAGACAUGGCCAGGAACCUGGGGUAUCUGAGGAUCUCUGAACUGCAGCCCGAGGACGAGGCUGUGUAUUACUGUGCCAUGGGGCUCCGGAGCCAGGAAAAGGAGAACUGGAUGGAGAGGGAGAGAGGAGGAGAAAAGUAGUUUACAGAUUCGAAAUCCCAGGCUCUGGAGACAUUCAGACCCUAAACUGAAGGUGCCCUUUGCUUUGCUCAGUUAGGCUGAUAUAGGGAGGAGGGGUAGAGCAUUGGGGCUUCACAGAGCCAAGAAGAUGGAGCCAUUCAGCUUUUCCAUGUCUUGCAAUG
This is a messenger RNA of Peromyscus californicus insignis, 663 nucleotides long. RefSeq names its product immunoglobulin omega chain-like. Gene Ontology annotation, biological process: immunoglobulin production; immune response. The coding region runs from base 92 to 502 and encodes 136 amino acids. NCBI's taxonomy places the organism in Eukaryota, Metazoa, Chordata, Mammalia, Rodentia, Cricetidae. The transcript is spliced from 2 exons. The record is from RefSeq and is a predicted model, not a curated record.